Messenger RNA from Hirsutella rhossiliensis, 1407 nucleotides. RefSeq names its product phosphotransferase enzyme family domain-containing protein. NCBI's taxonomy places the organism in Eukaryota, Fungi, Ascomycota, Sordariomycetes, Hypocreales, Ophiocordycipitaceae. The transcript is spliced from 3 exons. The record is from RefSeq and is a predicted model, not a curated record. The coding region runs from base 1 to 1407 and encodes 468 amino acids.
AUGCUACUCGUGGUAUUCCACUUUAUUCGGAGGCAUUGGGUGUCAUGUAUCGCCCGCGCUUCUCGUGCAUGGAGGGCAAUCCUGCGCCUUGUCGCAGACCCUCCCCCUCCUCUCACCUCAGAGCAACUUAAGACCAGGGAAGAGGAAUUCAUCAGCUCGAUAGACCGGGACGCCGUCUGUGCCCUGGCGUCUCGCUAUAACCACCAAAAGCCCUGCCGCAUCAUCAACUCGGCCCGGGGCAGCUUCAACGUUUGUUUCUUUGUCCAUUUUUACACCACUGGCACCAAAUGGGUCGUGAGGAUUCCCAUUGAGCCAGCGAUCUACAAUGUCUGGGAGAAGCUCCAGAGCGAGGUUGCCACAAUGCGGUAUAUAGAGAGUCAUACUAAAAUUCCCGUCCCCCGUAUCCAUGCGUACGGACGGAGCCGAAUGAUCAACUGCGGCUCUGCGACGCAGGCAUUCCUCAUUAUUGACUGGGUCUCUGGCCGGUCACUAGAUAUGAAGAGUCUUGUCAAGGCCACCCGGGAGCGUCGAAAUCACUUCUAUUCAGACCUCAUCGACGUCCUCGCGCAGCUACGGAGGCUAGAGUUUCCUGUGGCGGGCUCGUUGAUGCCAAAUUUCAAAGGCGGGUCGGAGCCUGUCGGGAAAGGGGCUCCCCGAGCGACCUUCAAUUCUGCAACACAGCUUGUUCAUCAGAACUGCAAUGUACUGUCAGAAACAUACCGGUUGCCCACCGAGGAGCUAUCUCGUCAGACGGCCGAGCUCGAAAUAUUCGCACUCGACAGCCUAGAGAAGCAGGUCCCCAAUGUCGUCGACGCCCGGUGGGAUGAUGGGCCCUUUGUCCUGACUCACACGGAUCUGAGAUGCGCCAACAUCAUCAUUGAUGACGACUUCCGUAUCCGAGGUGUCAUCGACUGGGAGUGGGCAAGCACAGUCCCCCGACAGUUCUUCACACCGCCGUUGUGGAUCACGGGCCACGCUCUUGAACCAAUCCACGGAAUUUCGCUCGACAUGUUUUCCGAAUUCCGCGACGUUCUACACGCAAAGGGCGGAACCUCUCGCGACUACGAGCAGCUGCUGCACGACUGGGACUUUGACCAGAAACUUACUUUGCCCAUGGCCCAGAUUCUUCGUCAUCCCUCUAGUCUUCUUCAUGUCUUCUACACUUUCAUCUAUCCGGGACUAUUCCUGGAACCCCGUGACAAGGUGGUUGCUAAGUUUUUCAAAGAUGACGAAAACGGGGCUCUCGCCAUUGAAGUACAACGGCGCAUAGAUAUUUCUAAACGCUAUACUCAGUACUUGAAAGACAACGGCUUGUUCGUCGAAGAUGAGGAAUCCCAAAAGCUUAGAGAGUGGUUAGCUAAGGGACGCGAAUUGGAACGGAAACUAGGUCUAACUAGGUCGAACUAG